GUGAGGCGGCGGGAUCGCUCUCCGUGCUGCGCCGUCCCGCCCCGGCGGCUGAGGUGAGCGGGGACCGUGGGCGUCCGCCUGCCAGCGGCUCUCGUCACCCGGAGACGGGUGUCCCCUAAUCGUGCUUCCAUCAGCCUCGGCGGGGGCGUAUAAAAGGAGCGGUGGCGGGCGAGGCGGGCAGAGCGCGGCGCUGCCCCCCGCCCGCCGCCGGCCCCAUGCAGCCCGCCAUGAUGAUGUUCUCCAGCAAGUACUGGGCGCGCAGGGGCUUCUCGCUGGACUCGGCCCUGCCGGAGGAGCGCCCCGCCGCCGGCAGCCUCACCCUAAACAGAUCGAGUUCUGGGAAAAAUGAAGAAAAGAAAGGGAAUAAGGGAAAUGGGAAAAGUGAAUCUGCUUCUGAAGGUGGAAAGACUGCUGUGGUGUUUUCCUUGAAGAACGAAGUUGGUGGACUGGUGAAGGCUCUCCGACUCUUCCAGGAAAAACAUGUGAGUAUGGUUCAUAUUGAAUCACGAAAAUCAAAGAGAAGGAAUUCAGAGGUGGAAAUUUUUGUGGACUGUGACUGCAGUAAGAAAGAAUUUAAUGAAUUAAUCCAGUUGCUCAAGUUUCAAACUAAUAUAGUAUCUCUCAAUCCACCAGAAAACAUCUGGACUGAUGAAGAAGAUCUUGACUGUGUCCCAUGGUUCCCCAGGAAGAUCUCUGAGUUAGACAAAUGCUCUCAGAGAGUUUUGAUGUAUGGAUCUGAGCUGGAUGCUGAUCACCCUGGAUUUAAGGACAAUGUCUAUCGACAGAGAAGAAAGUACUUUGUGGAUGUUGCCAUGAGCUAUAAAUAUGGUCAACCCAUUCCCAGAGUGGAGUACACAGCUGAAGAAGUUAAAACUUGGGGGGUGGUAUUUAGGGAACUCAGUAAACUCUAUCCCACACAUGCUUGUCGUGAAUAUUUAAAAAACUUUCCUCUGUUGACCAAGUACUGUGGAUACAGAGAAGAUAAUGUUCCUCAGUUGGAAGAUGUUUCUAUUUUUCUUAAAGAAAGGUCUGGCUUCACAGUGAGACCAGUUGCUGGAUACCUGUCUCCCCGUGAUUUUUUAGCUGGCUUAGCCUACAGAGUCUUCCACUGCACUCAGUACAUACGGCACGGCUCAGAUCCUCUGUACACACCGGAACCGGACACUUGCCAUGAACUCUUGGGACAUGUACCUCUACUUGCUGAUCCAAAAUUUGCACAGUUUUCACAAGAGAUAGGACUUGCUUCACUGGGAGCAUCUGACGAAGAUGUUCAGAAAUUAGCCACUUGCUAUUUCUUUACGAUUGAAUUUGGCCUUUGCAAGCAAGAAGGACAAUUGCGUGCUUACGGGGCAGGACUUCUGUCUUCUAUUGGAGAACUAAAGCAUGCUCUCUCAGACAAGGCCAACGUGAAAACAUUCGAUCCAAAGACAACCUGUUUGCAAGAAUGCCUUAUCACUACUUUCCAGGAAGCUUACUUUGUUUCAGAGAGUUUUGAAGAAGCCAAAGAAAAAAUGAGGGACUUCGCCAAAUCAAUCAAUCGUCCCUUCUCUGUGUAUUUCAAUCCAUAUACACAAAGCAUUGAGAUUCUGAAGGAUACCAGGAGUAUAGAAAAUGUUGUCCAGGACCUCCGCAGCGAUCUAAACACUGUAUGUGAUGCUUUAAGUAAAAUGAACAGAUAUUUAGGGAUUUGAUAUGUUUGGCACUGUGAUUUGCUAUCUGUUACUCUUUCUGUAGCCAUUUACAUCACGUGAUAUGGCUAGUUUCUCAAACCCGUCAGCUGUCCCCUUUACAGCUUGGCCUGUGCCUUGCAUCGUUGUGUAGCUCUAAUUGUAAUGUGCAGACAAACCAAGGCAAUGCUAAUUUGUAAAUGCAACAUGGAAUGUGGCAGAAUAUAAGCAUCAAUUCCUCAACACAAUGUCAUGUACAAGUAUACCAUUAAAAACUUUCCUGGCAAUGGUUUGGUUUCUAUAAGAUAAUUUACUUCAAUGUUUAAGAAAUGGUGUUGCUGAUUUCAUUAGGUCUGAGUUUAGUUCUUCAUUAUCCCUUCCCUUCCACGAGAAUCCAGAAAAAAAUUGUUUGCAACAUUUUCAUUUUCUUUGUAAGAAAUCUGUACUUCUUUCUAUAGCGGGAAAGACACUGUUUUGUCCAUAUAUCUGUAAGAGAACUUAGAGUCUCUUGUGACUGAGCAUUACAAUUUAUAUACCAGUGCUGAGAUCGGGAAGGCUAUGUAUUGGUACUAAAAGGUCUGUGAAGAUUAUACAUUUUGAGAGCUCACAACUGACAAAAGUUCAAUGUGGCUGAGGAAUUACAACACAGUAAAAAAAAGGAACCUCCAACAAUUCAUGUAGCAAGGUAGUUGUAGUUCACACGUGUUACUUGUGAGUCCUGAGUAUGCUUCCUCUGAGAGUGCUAUCUGGAAAUAAGAGAGGAAGCRCUUGUUUUAAUUUCAUUGUUAUAUGUGAAUCUAUAUUAUACAUCCCUGUAUUGUCUUCUGCAUUCCCUUGUGUCUUGAACCUACUUCUCUUUUAUUUCAUGUGUAGUUUGCCUUUCCUCAUUAUUCCACAUUCAGCCUUGACUUGGCCAUGCAUGACUAGGUCUGCGUUGUGUCAGUAUCAGAACAUAUAAAAGGGUGAAUAUGGAAGUUGUUAUUUAAUU
Messenger RNA from Malurus melanocephalus (red-backed fairy wren), 2655 nucleotides. It is a transcript of the gene TPH2, whose product is annotated as tryptophan hydroxylase 2. NCBI's taxonomy places the organism in Eukaryota, Metazoa, Chordata, Aves, Passeriformes, Maluridae. Gene Ontology annotation, molecular function: iron ion binding; tryptophan 5-monooxygenase activity. Bases 216 to 1691 code for a protein of 491 amino acids. Gene Ontology annotation, biological process: serotonin biosynthetic process; aromatic amino acid metabolic process. Gene Ontology annotation, cellular component: neuron projection. The record is from RefSeq and is a predicted model, not a curated record. The transcript has 11 exons.